AGAAAACAUUGACUUGUAAUUGUCCAAUCCAGUUCAGGCCAACGUUCGAAUGCAUGGCGUAGAUACGGUAUCAGACGGUCGCGAGAAAUAAAUCGAAAGACCGUGGCAGAUUUUAUUUCUGGCGAAUCAAAGUACCAAAAGUGUUAUGCACAAAAAUUAAGCUUUGUUACUGACUUCCCAGGAUUGGCGCCAGUGAAGUCUUUCCCAAACAUUUGGAAUUUCUGUCAAGGGUGCCUCCGCGAUGUCCUCGGCCUUUUCGAGCGUUAGAUCUCCCCGCUGAAGUACACCAGCAAUUUCCGGAAAUGCUUUUGUGGCUACUCUGUUGGACCCGUCCUUCUGGAAUAUAAAGUCGAGGACAAUGAAGUCUUGAAUUGUUAAGCGGUCGGUGUCAUUUCACAUGAAGUUCCGAUCUGGAUGGCAUCCGUAACGCUACUCACUGGCAUCAAACAUACCUAGGCAUCAAGCAUAGCUAGUAGUUGUACAUGACACAGGUUUUCCUUCUGUUACAAGCUGCGAUUGCCCAGAAUGUAGCCUAUACCGCAGCACUUCUGAAACCUUUUAUCCUUUACCGCCGGAGAUGGACUGAUUCACGUGUCAUUGUAUACGUUGCUCACACCGUCGGUUUUUGUGCCUACUGCAAGACGCAUAUCCACAUCCAGUGGUUUGCGGUCAAGAGAUAACAGCCAAGUCACACUCGGCUGUGUCAAUUUCAAUAUCGCAGAAGAGUUCCCUUUCAAAUUGGAUAGCCUGUGCUGCGACGGUGAAUUUCCUGAUGCGAAACCCUUCUUCUUCAGGUGUGAUCUGAUGAGAUCCCGAAAAACCAACUCCCCAAGAAAAUCC
Suillus clintonianus is the source of this 840-nucleotide messenger RNA. RefSeq lists its product as uncharacterized. Bases 483 to 680 code for a protein of 65 amino acids. The transcript is spliced from 4 exons. The record is from RefSeq and is a predicted model, not a curated record. NCBI's taxonomy places the organism in Eukaryota, Fungi, Basidiomycota, Agaricomycetes, Boletales, Suillaceae.